Seriola aureovittata is the source of this 4234-nucleotide messenger RNA. RefSeq names its product BUB1 mitotic checkpoint serine/threonine kinase (gene bub1). The record is from RefSeq and is a predicted model, not a curated record. Lineage: Eukaryota; Metazoa; Chordata; Actinopteri; Carangiformes; Carangidae. Gene Ontology annotation, biological process: mitotic spindle assembly checkpoint signaling; protein phosphorylation; meiotic sister chromatid cohesion, centromeric. Bases 152 to 3970 code for a protein of 1272 amino acids. Gene Ontology annotation, molecular function: protein kinase activity; ATP binding. The transcript is spliced from 24 exons.
UUGGAGUAGACAAACAAACUUAGCGAUACAAAUUCUCUGCUGAAAUGUGUUUGUAAAGUUAAUCAACCACCUUGUAAAACACAUUGAUAGAGUCCGGAGAUAACCAUUUUUACGUUUGCGAUUAUAAACGACCUUUUAAUCUCAAAGCGAAAUGGAUAUCGCCACGUAUUUACAGUGUUUUGAAACCAGAUUUAGCUCAUACACAGGAGACGACCCUCUGGAUCCAUGGGACAAGUUUGUGGAGUACCUGGAGCAGAGAUUACCUGCAGACAGUGGCACUGGGAUGUCUGUGGUGUUUGACACUCUUGUGCAGACAUUUUUGAACGUGGAGCGAUACGCAAAUGACAUCAGAUAUGUGAACUACUGCAUCAAAUGUGCCAGUUAUUAUUCCGACCCCAUAGCUCUGUACAGUCACGUCUUCAGUAAGGGCAUCGGCACCAGGACUGCUGCGCUGUACGUGGCCUGGGCACAGCAGUUUGAGCAGAGGGGCCUUAAUGAACAGGCCGAUGCUGUGUACCAGAAAGCAGUGGAGAACCAAGCCCAGCCAGCUGACACUGUUCUCCACGAAUACAGGCAGUUUCAAACAAGAACCAGGAACCAGACACCAGGAUCAGCAGGAGGUCGAAAUCCUUUACAGAACUCCAAUUUAACCAAUCAGAUGUCAUCCUACAGAGAACCAGCCACUCAGAGCAAGGCCUCUGUGGACUGUCUGUCCAAACCUGCUGCAGUUAAAACAACCAUCAUAGUCUCCCGCUCUGAGACCUCAGGAGCGAUUCCCUCCGGUCAAGGCUCCAGCGUUCAGACGGUGGCAGCGUACAUGAAGGACGAACUGGUCUGUGAAGGGUCUGAAUUUUCCUUCGAGGAGGUCCGAGCUGCCAAAUACUUCCGUCAGCUCCAGGAGAGGCAGGAGAAGCAGCACAGAGAAAUGAUGGAGAAGUGUCUGAUGGAGCAUGAGGAGGGCAUCCGCCGCAUGGAGUCCAUGUUGCAGAGAUUAGACCACAGUCUGGAGGCCUGUGGAGGGUUAACCAGCCAGACUUCAUCACAGAGGCUUCCUGUUGUAGAAACGGCCCCCAGUGUGAACCCCGACCCCCCCCAGCUGCCUCUUGCUCGUCCUCGGCCCUCCAACCGUCUGAGCAGCCGGCGCUCUCUCGGCUUGAGAUUACACACCGAGCCGACCUUCAUCCCAGACGCCGCCGUCCCAGAACCUCCUCUGCAGCAAAACCACAUCAGGCCCGUCGACACUUACGCUCUGAGCUCAGAGGUAUCCCAUCAUGCCUCUGUCCUGGCUGACAGGAGUGUUCAUUUACCAGCAUCAGCAGCGGCUUCAGUGUCCACAGACCAGGCGUCCGUCGUCCAGACCUCGAUGGUUGAGCCUCAGUCGGUUCAGCGGCCUGUGAGCUUCCAGCAGAUGAACCUGUCCCUGCACAGAGCGGAUGGUGUCUGUGCCGUGAACAAUGAUGUUCUCUGCCAGAACGCUGCAGUUCAGCCCCGCAGCUGGGAGAGCUGUCGACCCGCGGAGCAAAACACCACUCAUCAGGAUGUCAGUCAGCUCCAAGAGCCCGAGGAGAAACUCAAUAUGUCACAGGGGGGCACAGUUAACCUGUCUCACGUCACUCCUAACAAUUCACUGGGCUUUGUUCAGGCCACACCGUCAAGGGUGCUGCCGUCACCCACCGUCAACACACGGGAAGCACUGGACGUCAUCAUGGACAUGUUCCAGGCUCCGACUCUGUUAGAGGAUCCGUUCACCAACACAUCAGCGCUCCACACGGCUGAGAAGGAGUUUGACGCCAGAUACCAAAGAUUUGGAAGCACCUCCACGCUCACAAAUCCUCCGGCAGCGACCCCGUUCCCCAUCUUCCAGGACGACAACGACAAAGAAAACGGAAGUGCUGCUGCUGCCUCUGCAGGGGAGAAGCCUAAACCAAUCAGAGCUCUGGCUGAAAUCCCUAAGACGGACAAACCCAACGACACCCCUCCGGACCUGAUCCCAGAUGAGAGCACCAUGUGGGGAGCGGGCUACAACUCCCUCCACUCUCUUGCUGCUUGUCCCAACAGCACCACGGACUUCGCCAUGCUGGCCCAGUUUGUCUCCACGCCGUUCACACACAAAACUCCGUUCAACGGCAACUUUUUCCAGGACCAAGAGAACAACUGUGACGGCGGCGAUGCUGAUGACGAUGCUUUUAUCAGGCGUCAGACCAAAAAACUCAGUCCCAUCAUUGAGCAGAGUCCGUGUGAGGAGAAACUCUCUGAAACAGCCGUCAGUCAGCUUCUUCCUUCCUCAGCGAGACACGGCACCAUCGUCGGCGAAGGGCUCGCCGCCGCCCCACACUGCCUCACCACCUCCUCCAUCACCAUGGUGCAGCCCCCUCCUCCCGCCGUGCUCUCCUUCAGAGACCAGACACUCUGUGCGGCCGACGCCUCCAUCCCCAGGACCACGGGACCUGUCUGGGAGGUGUACAAGAGUCCAGAGCAGCCCCCCAGACGAGCCUCUCUGGUCUCACAGAAACUGGAGAGUUCAGUCGGACCCAGAAGCGAAACUUUUAAAAUCCUGGAAGACGUAGACAAACCCGCCAGUCCAGAGCCAGCCCAGAAACCAGACUACGAUGUUCCAGUGAGUCCGGAGGGCGCUCUGAAACUGGACUGGCUGGCCAUCAGAAGUCCUGAGCUCACAGUCCAGCCGGAUCUGGACGCCUUCCUAAGUCCUUGUCGACACAAGACUGUUCCCAACAAGAUACUGGACGUUCCCAUGAGUCCAGAGCAGCCUCAGCUCUGUGCCGACGUGCCCAUGAGCCCAAUGCAGCCGCCACCUUUCAGCAACGUGGAUGAGCCCAUGAUGAGUCCAGACAGAGGGCUGACACCCUGCGCUGACGUGUCCAUGAACGCCACAGCACCGAGGGCAGCCAGGAGCAGAGCGGUCCAGCUGGUGUCAGACCCCUGGGAUAACGAACUGAUCUCUGAUCUGCUGUCGACUCUCACCCCGCCCCUCACCUCUCACCCCCGCUGCAUCACCUGGCAGUGCAACAUGCCCAACAUCACCCCAAAGAUGACCCUCAGCAUGGGAAAGGCUUCCCUGCAGGUCGACUGCAUCCUCGGCCAAGGUGCUUUUGCAACAGUCUACCAGGCGACUGACCCCAUGACCUCAGAGAGGAUGGUUUUAAAGGUUCAGAAACCAGCCAAUCCCUGGGAGUUUUACAUCAACACACAGCUGGACGCUCGGCUGCAGCCCGACAUCCGUCACCUGUACAGCAGCAUCCGCUCAGCUCACCUCUUCCACAACGGAAGUGUGCUGCUCGGGGAGCUGCACAACCACGGGACUCUGCUGAACGCAGUGAACAUGUAUAAAACCCUGAGCGACAAGGUGAUGCCUCAGCCUCUGGUCAUGUACUUCACCAUCUGUAUUCUGCACAUGGUGGAGCAGCUGCACGGCGUCCGCAUCAUCCACGCCGACAUCAAACCGGACAACUUCCUGCUGGGAGAGAGGUUCUUGGACAACAAGUGUUUUGAUGCGGAGAACAUGGACCACGGCCUCGUCCUCAUCGACCUGGGGCAGAGCAUUGACAUGGAGCUUUUCCCACAAGGCACUGCUUUCACUUCCAAGUGCUUGACGUCAGGCUUCCAGUGCACGGAGAUGCUCAGCGGGAAACCCUGGAACUAUCAGACCGACUACUUUGGAAUAGCAGGGACUGUGCACUGUUUGCUGUUUGGGACAUACAUGCAAGUCACAAAUGAAGACGGCGUCUGGAAGUCAAAUGCAGUGUUUAGAAGAAACCCCCACAGCGACCUGUGGAUGGAGUUCUUCCACACGCUGCUGAACGUGCCGGACUGCGGCGCCCUGCCGAGCCUGCGGAGCCUCCGCUGCAAACUGACGUCGGUCCUGCAGGAGAACUACGGCAGGAAACUGUCCUCGCUCAAGAGCCGCCUGGUGGUUCUGCUGCUGGAGAACCGCAAAGCCGCUCGGAGAUGAAGACAACGGCUUUAACUUCUUCUUAUCCUCCUUUUUUUAAACUGGUUCAAACUGUUUCAGAAAAAUCAGUUCAGUUUUAAAAAUGUGGUGAAAAUGUCACUGGAGGAGGAUUUGAGCGACUGACUUAGUUUAAACUGAAUUUGUACAUAUUUUUAAAAAUAAAUGUAAUUAUUAUUUAGUUGCUUUUUACAAUUACAUUUUUUCUGCUUUUACCUUGUGAGAAUUUUUUUUUUCUUAAAAGAAUAAACUUUGUGUUGAAGUGCA